This is a messenger RNA of Acanthaster planci (crown-of-thorns starfish), 14463 nucleotides long. RefSeq names its product pirin (gene pir). Gene Ontology annotation, biological process: monocyte differentiation. Gene Ontology annotation, molecular function: quercetin 2,3-dioxygenase activity. The record is from RefSeq and is a predicted model, not a curated record. Lineage: Eukaryota; Metazoa; Echinodermata; Asteroidea; Valvatida; Acanthasteridae. Gene Ontology annotation, cellular component: nucleus.
AAUUUGCAUUUUUGCACAGUAAUGAAUCACUUUCAAGGCCUGCAUACUGCAUGCAAAAUCACCUUAGGGAUGCCCAAGAAAAGCUUUUAACAGUAACAUCAGAACAUGGAGGUGCAAAACCUCUGUGGUUACAACAGGUUAUUAUUACAUGUACAUGUUAGUUACCUUUUCAUAUGGUUAAAGUUUUUGUACACAAUCCAUACAUGUGGGCCUGUGCACGAUUUACUGCACAGUGUUGGGCAGUGAAGUGUACAUUUCAAGAAUUGCUGACUCACAUGACUUUGCAUUUUUUGUGCUAAAAUUAACUCAUUUUUUCCUUGAGGCAAGGUAUUGUGGCUUGCCUUCCUUUAACAGAGUUUUAUGAAUAAAUUGCUGCAAUUACAUGUAUCUGUAGAGUGAAGCCUUUGGAUUUUUACUAUUGGUUGAUCACACUUUGAGUUUCAGGUUAUUGUUAGUGUGAUUGUAUCCUAUGGUGACAACAUUCCUUCACAUCUUCACACUCCUGAUUGUCAGUCAGUCAGUCAUUUUAUCAUCGGCUGACCACCACUCAGAAGUACAUAUCGUCACAUUGGAGAAUCCACACAGAGUGGACAUAGGGACUGCCAAUUUCACUAUGUCUAGGCACAUCACCCAAGCUAUUCUGAGCCAGGAGCAGGCAGAAGGUGUUGGGGCUCGUGUCAGGCGCAGCGUAGGCAGACCUGAGCUGAGAAAUCUGGACCCCUUCUUACUGUUAGAUGAAUUCAAAGGAAAGAAACCAGGUGGCUUUCCAGAUCACCCGCAUCGAGGAUUUGAAACAGUAUCCUACAUGCUGUCAGGCAAGUUUGCCCAUGAAGACUUCGCUGGUCAUUCGGGCAUCAUUGGCCCUGGUGAUCUGCAGUGGAUGACUGCAGGUCGAGGCAUCGUCCACUCUGAAAUGCCAGCCACUGAGGACAUGUGCCAUGGCUUGCAACUAUGGGUCAAUCUAGCCAGUGAAUUCAAGAUGGUGAAGCCAGAGUACCAGGAGUUAUUGAGUAAACAUAUCCCCGAGGUGGAGAAAGAUGGAGUCAAAGUAAGGGUUAUCGCUGGAGAAGCACUCGGCAAGAAGUCCAAGGUUCGUACCAGAACACCUACCUCUUACUUGGAUUUCACGCUUCAGAAGGGGGCUGUCUUAGAUCAACCCAUCCCUCAAGGCUGGACAGCUUUUGUCUAUGUGCUGUCUGGAAAGGCCUUCUUUGGAACUGGUGAGAAGCAAAGACAAGGUGAACCACACCACACACUGGUGCUGAGUGAUGGGGACCAUGUACAUGUUGAGAAUAAGGCUUCAGAAGCCUGUCACUUUGUGCUGAUAUCAGGCCAGCCUAUAGGGGAGCCCAUUGUACAGCAUGGACCCUUUGUCAUGAACACUCAGGAUGAGAUUCUUCAGGCCAUCUCAGAUUACCGCAGUGCGGUCAAUGGCUUUGAGAAAGCUCGCACAUGGCGCUCCAAGAUGGGUAGUACGUUCUAAUCUAUCUGAAAGUUCAAGAUAUGACAAGCCGGAGUACAUCUCCCUGCAUGUGCAAACCAGGUAGAGGUAGGGUUUAUGUUGCUCAGUGUCAUCAUGUUGGUUUGUAUUUAUGACUGUUUAUUGCUUUCUACAAAGUGGCUUUCGUGAUGGAAAGGUUAAUGGUUGGAAAUUGAGCUGGUGUCUUCUGCUUGUAGCAGGUGCCAGUCCAAGCUUAUAUAUGGGCAAAAAGAGGUACAGAAAUGACUGUCUAAAUGGUACGUUAGGAAUGUCUUGCUUGUUGCAUUUGAACUGUUACAUAUUCAAGAAGAUGUAUUCAAAACAUAAGCAAGGUGCUUUCUGGUGUCAAGAAAUAUUGAAUGUUUGAGAUUAGUUGAAGGGAUGUCACUGUUUCAUGCUAAUGCGAGGAGUUUAUGAAAGCAGGAUUCUCAGCUGGUUCCUAUUUUACUACUCAGCAUGGAAAGCCUAGGUUUAGUCUUGAAAUCAAACAGUCAUGAGUUAUACACACAGAAAUACUGGAGUAUGUCAUUGUAAGUUUGUUAAAGAAUCAUAGGCUUAAUAGAUAUAACACGCCACAUUCGUGUACACUGUUAGCCAUGUCUGAACACUCUGAAUGACAAUGAUCACAAUGUUGUAUUGGGUCCGCAAUGUACACAACAUGACAGUACAUGCUUCUCUUGAUACACAAGAAAUGCCUGAAAUAUCACACACAACAAAAGCUUGGCAAGAAUACACGUACAUAGAUAUGGUAUCUAGGAAAGCAGCCACUGAGAGGUACACUGGACAAAAGUAUUAAAAUCCAUCAGAAGAACCACAGGCAUAUGUGGGGACUGCAUGAGGCAAACAAGGGUGGUAGCUCAACUGUACAGAUAACAGUGCUCGCUGGCUAACUGGGCACUCGCUCCUCCUCACACACAUCACACACUGGCAGUCAUCCCUGAAUGCCAAACACAGCCACCAACUUAGCCAAUUAACCAACCCAAUUGAAGAAUACAUAGCCUGAAAUCUAACCGCUUCUUCCCAACUUACAAAUAACACAGUUCAUCUUAUAUCUAAGCUCAACGUUCCAACAACUAUUACUCGAAGGCAUGCACUGUCCAUGCACAAAAACUACAUGCGGCUUCACUGUGCAUACAUGAUACAAUGUAGUCAUGAAACUCUUGCAUUUCAAGACAAUGCUACCUUAUAUUGCCAACAAUUUUCUUUUUUUACUACUACUGACACCUUUCAAAACUAGCACCAAGAUUUCCCAUGAUAAAAUGCAGACAAAGUAUGACAGAAAAUUAGUAGAUGUUAUCCACCAAUUUUAAACAAGUUGUAGUAAAAAUUAUCUCAAAAUUACCAUAAUUUUCAGAAUAUAAGGUGCGGCUUAUAUGUUGAUUUUGCCUGUGAAAAUGGUCGGAGGGGCUUGUAUUGAAGUCUCUUUCUUUUGAAAAUGUGCAGUUUCUUUUUUGUUUAAUUAUUGGGGCAUAAAACGGGACCUAUUUUUCCUAUCUAUUUUCAAUCUUGGGGCAAGAGACAUGGGGCCUCUUCCUACUUAUUUUUCUUUAUUAAGAUAAAAGGGAUCUUUUUCUUUUUUUAUUGGAGGAGAGCACUGAGUUCUAUCUCUUUUAAAGAUGUGGUAGCUCUGAAAAGAGCUGUUGGUUUUGAUUGGACGGAGUAGUUGAUUCACAAGUGGAAUCCUUCGAAGUCGCUCUCUUCGCUGUCGCUGUGGAAAAGUUUGGCCAAGUCCGCUUCCAACUCGACCGAGUCCUCUACGUCAGACUCCCCUGUCUCUUCCCCUGUAAUGAUCUUGGCCUUGAUGAAGCCGUUGAUGAUGGUCUAUGGCUUCACAGCUUUCCAGGCAGCGACGAUCCAGUUGCACACCUCAGCAUGCGUGGCCCGCUGCAUCCGUCCGGUCUUGGUGAACAUGUGUCCAGCCCCUCAGCCAUCCUCUCCUCCCAGGCCUUUCUGAUGUGGAGUUUGAAAACUCGGUUGACUGAAAUGUCAAGCGGCUGUAGUUUCUUCAUGGGGCCACCACGGAUCACUGCUAGUGUUGUAUUGUGCUGAGUGUGAAACAUCUUCUUGACGCUGUCUUCCUUGUGGGCUGUCAUCGAGUCGAGUACGAGUAGAGAAGUCUUGUCGAAGAAGGCAUUGGGGCGGCCACUAUAGCACUGCUGUGCCUACUCGUUCAUGAUGUUAGUGUUCAUCCACCCUUUUUUGUUGCACACCACUGCAACACCUGCAGGCAUCUUCUCUUUGGGGGGCGUGGUCCUCUUGAAGAUGACCGUAGGCUUGAGUUUCUUCCCGGGAUGCAAGGAUGUUGCUAUAAUCUAGCAUGAAGUGGAGAUAUCUCACAAAUUUCUCAGUUUUCAUUUCUUGCAAGAUGCCUUUUGCCUGAGAUGCGUCCUCUGGGGUCACCAUGUCUGCAAUACCACCGGCCAUAUUUUCCAUGUGUAGUGUAGUUUGUCUCCAUAGCUUUCAGGCUCCUUUGCCUGCUUAGGAGCCAUCUUGUGCUCUUCAGAGCACUAAAGUGACAAAGGUUCUCAUGAAUGAUACUGCCAAUUUCCUUCAGCUCAUGUCGCUUUUUUGGGGAGUAGUAGUAUAUCUUAAAUACUGCUUUCAGUAUCUCCUCAAUCUGGCCAAGUACGGAGCAGUCUUCACUGCAUCAAGUACAGCUAACUCAAGUUUAUGUUCAAUGCAGUGCAAAAUGAUGGUAUGGGGAACACGCUCAAGCAAACGCACUGCAUCACCACUUUUUCUCCCCAUGCUUCACUAUCAACAAUCCAAACAGUUUUCAAGGCAUCAUCAAUGGCAUUUAAAACCCCUGCAGCAUCUGCAUGUUUAACAGGUUGACAUGCAGCCAAUUUUGUGAUAGAUUUCCCAUCAUAUAUGAAACGAACAUACACGGCUUCUUGCUCAAUGAUACCGGAGUCGGUGCUCCCAUCAUUGAGACCUGACACAAAUCUGGCAUUUGCAGUGCUCUUUUUUGUCUUGGCCACUUCUGCUUGAGCCACGGCCCUAAUAAAAUCCCUGCAUGUGUGGUCAUUUAUGUACAUGUCUUUUAUUUCAACACCAUUUACUUGCUGCAGGUUGCACAUAUCGGCAAACUUAGCAAUGUAAUAUCCAUCCUGAUGCUGCGGUCAUGUAGUAAUAAUCGAUACCCAAUACUAGGCCUAAACUUACUUGAAGAUCAGCUCAGGAUUUCAACAAUUUCAGGGUUACUCAUUGUCACACCAAAAUCCAGUUAAAUGCGACUAUACCAACAUGGUUCAAAUUAACUUUUGAGAAUGCACGCACAGUACCGCAAAGUGGAAUCAGUAAAAAGCAUUUUGUAACGGGUGCCCAUCAUCCCCUUGAGUUGCAGAGAUCACGCAAUGAAUGAGUUGGAUUACCAGUGAACACGUGUGACUACAUCGCCUCACGUGGUCUGCAAGUUUUCAGCAACUUAAGAGCGUUUUCAAAACGAGUGGAUUCGGCUCAGCCUUCUGUUUCACUGGUUCUAGUCAGAGCUUGAACAUGUGGUUUUGAACGCUGCUUCAAAACGGCUGGAGCCAACAAAAGCGAAGUCGAAGCUAAAUCUACUCGUUUCAAAAAUGCUCACAGUCGUUUCCUACGCGUAGUAUCAGAUCGCCUGUGCAAAUACAUGUACACGUAUGAUCCUCAUAAACUGAAUUACACGUGCGUAACAGAUUUGUACGCGACGUAAUGGGUUUGUCAACUUGCUGCGUGUAGGAUUUGUGGUCGAGUCAAGUCAAAAUUUAUGCAGGCUAUCAAUUUAAAUACACUGAAAUUUUAGUAUAUAAACUAAUUCCCUUUAAAAUAAGACAUGGUUUACAAAAAUAUGCUUGUUACAAUGAUUUUGGUUGAAAAAUGGUUUUACGCUUGUAGUUGUAUGUGUACAGAAUUUUUUGAAGUGAUCCGGAACUGGCUGAACCGAUCCGGAACGAGGGAAAAGUGUUGUCGUCACUUUUGUUGAUCUUGUAAGACACAAUUAAAAGCUUAAAAGUUGAACAUAUUUUACCUGAUGCGUCCGAAUACAGUGAGUAAGAAUACUCUAAAACCUUCUGUAUUGGGGUACCAUUUAGGAAAUUAAUUUGACUUUUCCAGAAAAUCAGUUCUUCAUGGGCUUUAUUGCUUACGAAGACUGGAGCUUCCCAGCUAACUCUGCUGUUAAUGCACCUGAAUAGUUCUCCAGAGCUGAACAACUUUACCUAUUGCAACUUGAGCGGAUAUGAUCUGGCCUGCAAAUUCAGCUAUCUCCUUGACCGGAACCAAGUUAUUUCUUUCCAAGUUUUCCAGCAUUCUCUCUAUCGAAUGGACGAUCUUUUGCGCUCUUCUUUCAAUAAUGUAAACUUUUCCUUCUACUGUGUUCCAAUCUAAUCCUAACCAUGUGAGUUUGGUUUGUGGUUCCCAAGUGCACUUUUCCUCGGCCAACAGAGAACCGAAAUCUUUCAGAUCCCUGUGUACUUACUUCUUGUGCAGUUGCCAGGUCCUUAGCUCCCCCUAAGUCAUCGUCUAAAAAUAUUAUUAUCUUGUGACCUUUUGACCUCCAGCAAGUAAUCACAACUCACGUGAUCUUGGUGAAAAUAUAUGGUCAGAAUCAGCAAAUUUCCAGCAUAUUAAUAUAGGAGAUUUCAUCAAUUAUUUGGAGUCCUGUCUGGAGUGUCUCCCAUCUCAUUUUGUCCCUGGAAAGAUACAUAUGAUUUGUAAAGAACAUCUCUGAGAGUGUAUCUUACCUAAACAGCAAAACCUUCAUCUCCAGUUGACUGUCCAGACCAAAAGAAAUGUCCUACCAUCCAUACAAUUUCUUUGAAAAGUGCAUAUCCAAGCCCGCUAAUUCCACACAGACGACAGAACUUUCCACUUGCCCAUGCCAGAAUUGGCAGUGUCAUUGAUCAAGAACUAAAACUGUGGAUGAAGUACUGUUACAAUCAUGUUCACAUCAUUGAGUCGCCAGGAAUUAAGUCAGCUGACAAUGCAAAGGGGGACAUGUCAUAAGCAGUUUGUCUCAUCUAUAGACCAAUAGGCCCCAACAUACUUUUUUCCCUUGGAUUUGAGGCUCUUUAUUUUGCCAUGAUAUUAACCUGUUCAUUCUCUUCAUACCAGAGAUGUCAAAUGUGACAUGCUCCAACAAAACCCGGACAGAAUUGACAAUUUUUGUUUUUCAGAUUUUGCUGUUUUUCAAAAUCUCCAGGUUUUCAGCUUUAUAAUGAUAUAUCAUUUAAAUAUGUACCCCACUCCAUCACCCCUUGGGGAAGGAUUUAGUAAUAAAGCCCUGACAACCCAGAUAAUGAGAUAAAUAGCUUUGGAGUGUAGGAAUUGUGUGUAACUAGUGUUUAUCUGCUUUUCAAAUUGUGGAAUGGGAAAUAGGGUGUAAGAAGGAAUGAUUUGUUGAGCAAUGGAAAUGGAAGCGAGAGGUCCAUUUUGGCAUGAUAUUUCUGUUCAGUUCCUAUAAAGUAAUAUGGUGGUAAAUAUGUCGCAAGGCCCUUUUGAAGAUUUUUUUCAGAAUGUCAUGAAUGAAAAAUAUGUCCACUUUGUAAAAUUUUGCAAGUUACAUUUCCAGGCAAGGGUUCUGGAAGCGCGCUAUUACUAGGGGUCAGCUUGAGGCUGUACUCCUGUUUUUCGAAUUUCGGACGGGCUGUGCCCAGUCGAAAAUUUGAAAAAAGCACAUUUGUAAAUAUUUAUCGUACACGUUGUCAAAGCCAUAUGAAACAUGCAUGGUGUUCUUUCACUCUACGUUAAUGUGAAAGCAAAACCUGCAUACUUACAUCUGUAAUUGUUCCUUCAAUACUGACAUGGCUUCCCUUAUGGAUUGAAGCUACUAACUGUACUUGGCGCAGUGGAGGAUCAAUCAAUACCUCCGCUCCUCUGAAAAAUUCGUUUGGAACACUCAUAUCUGGGCAUUUGUGUGCCUUGGUUUGUUUGUUGAUCAGAAUUGUAUUUGGGGAUCUCCCUUUCUGAAAAUCCCUCAGCAGAAUAAUGUCACCUUCCUUCAAACCAACAAGCCUGUUGUCAUAGACGAUCGCUUUCAGUACUCCAGUACUAUGCGAAAGAGAUACUUCUAAAGCGUUGUCUGUUCUUUUCAUUUUCACAAUCUUACAUCGAAUACCUCUGCUCUGUGGUUUGUUAGUACUUCCCAGCCUUUUUAUUUUGUGGAUGGACUCCAUGUUGGAACUAGUUUGACUGCGGUAUCUGCAACAACCAACUGUAAUGUUUCGUGACUCUCGUCUCCCACAGCUGGAGCAGGAGCGUGCUAAUGGUAUGACGUCACUGAUCUUGUAUCUUGUUCGUGAUUGCUCAAUCUUAUUUAAGUAGUACCUUGUAAAUAUUUAUGACUACAUCGGUGUAUGCCAUUGGCUGAUUUCAUGGCUUGUCUUUCAACUUUAAAUCCCACCCAGCAAAAUCAUGUGGCCCAUCACAUUGUUAUACUUUUGGGCACAACACAUUUUUUGGCAGACCUCCCAGGUUUUACUGGGAAGCAGCAAAAGACAGUGGUGGAUGGCCAUAAUUACUAUAAUUAAUAAUGGCGUCCCUGGGUGUAGGCUUUGGCCUUUUCCCACUUCAUUUCUCCUAGCAUAUUUUGUGCAAUUGAUGACGGCUGUGAAAUGUAAAGAAUCCAGCUUGUAUUCCGAAGUAUAAAUGGGUAUACCACAUGUACAAACACGUCACGGGUGUGUACACACAAGGGAGAGUUACUUCAAAACAUAUCUUCCCAUUAUUUAAAUAACCUGAAACUUUGCAUAGUUGAAGAUUAUUAUGUGCAACUGACAACCGUGGUGCUGGCAUGGCGGAUGGCAACUCUCUUGGUGGCAAUUUGGGUGGGUCCCGAAGAAGUUGAAAAGCUUUCUCUUUGCCAUCACGUGGACACAGUACCUGGGUGCCGCUGACUGAACCUGCAUUUAUGUGAGGAAACAAAAAGCUGGUUCAUUAUUAAUAUUUCUAGGCCACAACGACUCCAUGAUCUCAGAAGGUUUGAUAAAUUUGCAAGGCCUGACAGCCAUGUUUUGGUGAUUUUUAGUACAUGCAGCUCAAAAAGAACUUAAAGUGUUAACAGCACCUUUGCGUUUAAGGGGCCAUUCAUAAAGCAUGUACGGGAGAGGGGUAACCUUACGUAGACCAUACAUACUGGGGGAGGGGCUUUAAAAUGUCGACAUUUCGUGCAUAUUUAUUCAAGAAAUUUGAAUAACGGUGUUAUUUGGAAAUAAAAGUAACAAGGCUGUUAAUUAGAUACAUGCACUUCAUGUUCUGCAAGGACUUGGUCCCUGGUAGAGCAACAAAAUAUGGCCUCAGGAAUUCUUGCCAGUCGUAUGUUGGAACAAACACUUCUCCUGCCUCUGAGCCGACAAUUCUUGGGAUGUUGACGCCAGAUAUAGAGCUGCUCAAGACACCAUUGUGUGGGCAGCCAUCAUGAAGUUCAGUGUCAAGUUUCUGUUCAGGCCUUGGAUGGUGCGCUUUGCAAAGUACCAUAACACGUACCUGUUCUUGUUCUGUCCGGAACAAGUAUGACAAUGCAGGUGACUAUCUGUUUCACCUGCACCGAAUUUGGCAAAGAAGUCAUGAACGUAAGCUUUAGUUGAGCUUCACGACUAACCCCCAAAAGUCCACACUUUCUUGGACACAGAAAGUACAUUGGUUCCGGCUGAAUGGGAUCAAUAGAAAAGUGCACCUGUUGUGCAUAGUUGAAUGAGUAGUGGUUUGCUUCUUCACGGUUACAAGGGAGGUUGCAUUCCAGCACUACUCCUCCAAAUGAAGCCUUUGCCUCACUGACCAUGCUCCUAGAAAGGUUUUAUUCAGCAGCCACAAGGUGAAGGUGCUCCUCUUGCAUCUGUACUCAAAGUAGCUUGUGUUCUUCCGACAGGUUGGCACUUCUGUAAACCACACUGUUACGUCAUUGGCACUGUCAGCAGAGGUCACUCAUUGGUCUCGUCAAUAUGAAUGGGGUGUAUUGCUUCCAGAGUUUCCCAAAUGUUGAAUGUUUAGUGAUCUGACCUUGAGGAAGGCCUGUUAAAUGAAUACAUCAUGAGCAUUUGUAAAAAAAAAAGUGAAUAAAACAUUUCUAAACAAAAAGACAGGGACAAUCAACUGGUAAUGUAUUUCUCUUUUACUUAGCCUGAACUGAAAUAUAAUCUAAUCUAAUCUCCGUACAGACCAUAUACAGUAGAGGAAUUUGUGUAGAUCUUGUACAGUACUGGCUCCCAGAAUCUCAAUUUUUACUCUUUCUUUAAAUUUGUAUUAAUAAUUUAAACAAAAUAAUACCAAAUAAGCUACUUCAUUGGAUGGGUUUUGGGAAAGGAUUCAGCUAAAUAACAUUUUUGUGUACAUGUACCUGCAAUACUCUUGUUGUGCAAAGACCUUCUGUAAAGUGCAUUUCACCACCCCGUCUACACCACUGACAUUACAAUGAAUAUUCAUUAUAAAGUUGCCACCAAAGCAGCUGAUCAGCUGCUUGCAACAGCUGAGGAUUCCUUGUUGACACCGAAUUGCUAAUGGCAUUUUGUGCAUUAAAUAUACAUACAUGCAGCCAAUAAUAUCUGCAUAGUAUGAAGCUAACACUGUGUGUAGGCUGUUUUUUAUGUUGGCGGGUAUGAAAUUUUAGCAACGAAAAGUCAGCAACAACUAUCUCAGACUCAAAGCAUCAUGAGCAUGGUUGAGAAACACAUGCUCAGUGCUCAGAGUCAGACAUGUCAGACCAUGCGUUUCCAAAAAGCUUUUUAGGCCUACAAGUAAACGUAAAUGUUCCUUCCAACUUAAGAGUGUGUUUCAUUAUUAGUCAUUAAGUUACAGACCUUGCUUUAUAGCAGAGAAAUUAUCCAAAAAGUGAAGUGAUUUCUUGGCAAAUUUUGCAUGGUCUUCAUGUUCAAAGUAAUUCACAUUCAGUGUUACAAUUUACAGACAUUUAGAGCAUAGGUUGGUUUACAUACAUAAAAUAAAAUACAUUGCACAGUGUUUGCAAUGAACCAAGUUCUGAACCUAUUACAGUAGAUUUUGAUUUAUAAGUUUCUUACGGGUUUCAAUGAAGGCUGGAUCCUCAUGCAAACAAUUUCUGUCUGAGUGGCAACAGAAGUGCAGCCCACACACUGUACAAGAAACAUACGUCUUCAGUUCAAUACGCUUUGCCUCAUUCUGUUUUGAUUUCCAGUCGCAAGAAGUACAGUUCUCAGCUUCUACCCAUGUUAGUAGGUACGCAUGGCCUGUUUUUGGCCAGUACUGAGAUGGAUUUGCUGGUAUUUCAUCAGCUGCUUUGAACAUGUCAAUUAUCUGUACUACUAGCUUCUCCUUCAACUCAAGCUGACCAUAGAGCUUGUUCGUAUGCAUCUGUCCUGGAUUAUAGUCUCUCCAUUUUUGUGUACUGUAUGAAACAGUUUACAGUAACAACAUCUAUCAGGUGAAAGAAGAACGUCAACCACCACCAACUGACCUUGCAGAGAACCCUGUACUUGUUAACUGGUCUGACAAAUGGACCCUGCACAAAGUUUGGUUGUACUCUUUUACGACAUCUGGACGGGCCACGGACAUGUGGCCAAUGUAUUAGUUUUGUUAUCUGUUACCUGUCAUUGCACCGUUUUAUGUGAUUGUGCAUUGUGAAUGUUACUCAUAAGUGUUACUACUUUCUUGUCUUUCUAUUGUAAAAUCAAAAGAUUAUCUUCAUCUCUGUACCAGCGAACUUCACCACACUUUACACGUUUAAAUUUGUUGUCUGUCUAUUUCAGUUCCUUCGAAUAACCUUUACGAUUUCCAACUGUGGUUCGACAAGUAGACUUUUUUGCACUUUCAAGUCUUUGAAUAAUUGUGGUGAUGUGUAAAAAUUAUCCACGUACAGAUGACAGCCUUGGUCCAGCAAUGGCUCUAUCAACUUGAACACACACCGUAACCUAGAGGUUGACUCCUAGCCGAUGGCACCCAUGUACAAGUCAAAAUUGUACAUGUAUGUGUAACCCGAUUGAUCUACAAGGACCCAAAACUUGUACCCCCACUCUGUUGGCUUGUCAAGCAUACAGUGUAUUGUCUGAUUCCUGAGCAUCCUUUCAAUGCAAUCAUUCACUCAUCCCCACUGACUGACUGAUGAGGUUGCAGCAGAUUUCUUUAUACUUGAUUUAUGUGAUCAGAGAGAUCAGCUAACUUUCUUAGUUUACCAUAUUCUUUAUUUUCUUUGGCCUGGUCAAAUAUGCAACAUUGCCAAUAUGGCAUGGAAUAUUCUGAAGCUCAUAAUGGAUGUUGCUGGAUUUAUUUUCAACUGUUUAGAAUCUCUCCAAUAAUAUCUGAGUGUAGACAACUUGUAGAUCCCCAUGUAUAUCAGAGUCCAAUGAAAAUGGACAUCUCUUUAGGAGACACGUCCUUCCACCAUUAACAAAUUACUUGCUGUUUCAGCACUGUGUCCUUUUAGUCAUUUCCAAACAGCUUAAUACAACGUGAAUGACUAAAUACAUUCAUUUCACUGCAAGUAGUGCAGAAUUUCUUAGUACAAGAGGAUUGUCCUGAUUAACUUCACAGGUCAUACAUCUGUAAAUCUAGUGACAAGCAUACUAUUUUCUUGCCUCUACGUUUUGUCUUAUAGUAACUCUAACUCUUGCAAUGUCUCCAGCAAAAUGCUGAUUGUGUGGGUUGGUUUAGACCCUGAAUACAUGCAUAGCAAUGCUACCUGUCUGCAGUCUUUAAGACGUCCAGAAAUUGUCAGCCCUCUUCAAUAAACCUUUAACAUAAUGACUUCAUGGUUUGGUUACUUAUGUGCUUCCCUAUGGCAGUGAGGUGUGACACAAUCCGUCAAGUCCCCUUGAGAAGUGCACAUGAAAGCAAAGCAUUACAUCAUUAUGUUGGAGGUCUAUCCCUCAAACUGUUUCUUCUGCUGCGUCCGCUUUUUAUGCAGUUGGGAGACUAAUGGUUCUAUAUUCUUAACUAGGUUGGUAAAAUUCAUUCAAGUGAUGAAACACCAAUGGCAUAACUGGGACAUGUACUGUUUGCCUCGUCUAAACCUUCAAUGAUACACCUUUGUCUCAUUUGACAGCUGUUCUGGUGUUAAAAGAAAGACCGAGGUAUUGCUUUUCCCCCUUUGGGACAUUUAUCAGAGAUAUGUUGACAGUUUUAUCAUAUCUAAUAGAUUGGUGGCUGUUCAAAAUGGUUUCAUUUUUCUCAAAAAAUAAACUCCAAUCAAUUCAUCCAUGCAUGGACGGUGGUGAAAUUGACUAAUUUAGGACUAGGGAAUGGAACACCAGGGGCAUAUCUUUCUGGGAUACUCAAUGAUACUGUCAAAAAUACUACCUGGAAGGUGGUCCAACAAUCACAGAUAGCAGCUUAGAAUUUCCCUAGGUGCUUCUUAUGACACAGUUUAGUCAUCAUUUUCAGCAGUUGUAAGUCAUCACCUGUUGCAGUGUGAUGUAUUUUUCCAUGUUAAAUUUCAAUCAGGGUCUGCAGCAGGGAAAAUCUCAUGAAUCCUAUCAUCUGUCUCCUUUUGAGAGUCCAAAAUCUACGCCGCUCAUCCCCGUUUCAUACCCGCUGCUAUUGUGUAUGUGACUAUCGUCAAGUGGAUGAGCUUUUACUCUGCCUGAGCCCACCCAGUGAAUCCCUCAAAUAAUGGUUCUUAUUCAGCUGAGUUUUUUCUCAGUUUAUCAUUGAUGGCUCAUCAACCAGACUUGACAUACCCUGCUCCUUUUCCCGAUUAAUGGGAACCUCUUCUUUGGAUUGUAAUUGAAUUGUACCUAACUGCACAAUCAGUGCAGUAGUAACCUCUUCGCUGUUUGCCAGAUAAGCGCCCGAUCAUUCUCCACACAAGAGAAACUGGGUCCACCUCUUCUGCUGUUUAUCUCAAUUUACGUAAACCUCCUCCUGAGAUUAAGGAAGUGCUUUGUUUUGAUUGGCUUUCAUGUUAAAUAACUGAGGGAAGCAGCCCUCAGCUAACUCCUCCUGUCCAAAAGCAUGAGGCAACUUAGUAGCCAUUGAACGUAACGUCUUGCAACACUUUCCUUAUUGUACAGAUUAUUGUACAGAUUAUGGAGGACAAAGUAGGAAUUUUAUGCUUUGAACUUGUUCCAGAGAAUGAUCUGUUAAGCGAUCUCUGUGGCUGUGUACAUGUACAUUAAUUCUAAUAGGUGUUGAGACUUGGAGUAUAUUCAUGUUUUCCACAAGGCAUAAUGUAAUUGAUGUAUACAGUUUUUUUGUUGUAUCCUCUUUGCUGCUUUCCUACAAAAAGCUUGGAACAAAGUUGGUGACUGCCCAGGGUCAAAAACAUCACUGUCCUUCGUUUUUUUUUCAAAAUAGAUUUUGGAAUUUGCUAGUACAUUAGCAAUCACAGUAAUCCAAAGGUCUUGCUGAAAGUUGUAUUAGAUACAACAAGCGGAUUUUGAAAAUUUGCCAUCAGCUCUGUUUGAAAUUCCAGAGUUUGAGACACUUGAUGCCUAUCAACGGGGAGGCCGGGUGAUGCAUUUUUCCAGUCUUUGUCAAUUAGUAUCUCAUGAGCCUCAUCAGUCGCAAUAUUGGAGGAUGCGUGCCCUUUAAUACUGGAAACUAAUGCUCCUCUUUCAAAGUGCUCAAAUACUGGCUUAGGAAGUCCAUACAUCUGACUGAGAUGCAGAGGGAUCAAGCGAGAGUAAUUCUGUUUAUCAAAAGCAGGAAAAGAGGACCCAUGUUUUGAAGAGCAGCCAGUCGGCCAUUCUGAUUACCAUUAUGAAUUGCAAGAAACAUUGGCAUAUAUGAAAAACAAUCCUUUCUCAGAAAAUUAUUCCCAGAUCUGAAUGUUUUUAAUUUCUUACGCAUUUUAACAAAAGAUAAACUAACUGUGGCCAUAUGGACACUGCAAAAACAUUUCCAGCACUAUCUUCUACAUCGCGGAAAUAUGACAACUCCAUCUCCAAAUAUCUUCAAGAACUUGUUUUGACUCUAUGAAUUUCAUCAUUUGUAAGUGACAAACAAGCACUAGUAGGCAAGACAUUUGUACAUGCAUAUUCAAGGAAUGCUUGAACUGAUAAGGGUAUCAUACACUAAGAAAAAAAUCUGGGCCAUUUUGAAAC